AUGGCUUCAUUACAGGUUUCAAGAUUAGUUCUUUCAUCGUCUUCUUCUUCCACGAGACCUAAAGCCGCAGUUUCGAUCCCGAAAUUACCGAAAUUUAACGUCUCGAUUCCGAAAAUACCGAUAAAGAAGCAGACUUUAUCGGUUCAAGAACCGAGCUUUGAGUUCAUAGAAAGUGUUCCUCUUUCGUUGAAACAGAGGAAAGACUCUGAUUCGAUCCAACGGUCACGUCUCAAUGCGGUUCUUGAAGAAGUUAUGGAUAGGAUUGAGAUGCACAAGAACAUUGGAGAUCAACGCAACAAUUGGAACUCUCUAUUGCUCAAUUCCGUCAACAUGAUCACUCUCACCGCCGCUUUAAUGGCCGGAAUGGCCUCAGUUAACGGUCACGGCGCAGAUUCUGUAACCGCGGUGAAGGUAGCUUCGACGGUUUUGUUGACCUCUGCGACCGGUAUUGCUGCCUUGAUGAGCAAGAUUCAGCCCUCGCAGCUCGCUGAAGAACAGAGGAACGCGACAAGGCUGUUCAAGAAGCUGAGAAUCGAAAUCGAGACGUUUUUGAGAGAAAACGAUGAGAUAGAUGAAGAAGAUGUGAAGGAGGCGAUAAGGAAAGUGUUGUCUUUAGACAAAGCUUAUCCUCUUCCUCUGAUCGGAACAAUGCUCGAGAAGUUUCCGGAAGAGUUUAAACCGGCGACUUGGUGGCCUGAAAAGAAACAGAGAAACCCUAAAGCCGGUCUUUGGAACGGGUGGAGUAAAGAGCUGGAGAUGGAAAUGAGAGAAGUAGCUAAUGUGGUUAAGAACAGAGACGCAGAAGAGUAUGAAAGAUUAGGUAACUUGGCGUUGAAGUUAAACCGGUUCUUGGCUAUCUCUGGACCAGUUUUAACCGGAGUAUCAGCAGUGAGCUCUGUUUUUAUCGGUCAAGAUUCCGGUUUAGCUGGAAUUGUGGCGAUGACUUGUGCUUCUUUGGCCGCGGUUGUGAACACUUUAGAGCAUGGUGGUCAAGUGGGAAUGGUGUUUGAAAUGUAUAGAAACUCCGCCGGAUUCUUCUCGCUAUUAGAAGAAUCGAUGAAAUCGACAGAGAAGAGAGAGAACGGACAAGUGUUUGAGACAAAAAUCGCGUUGAAACUAGGGAGAAGCUUGUCCGAAUUGAAAGAUCUCGCGAAGAAAUCGAAUCUCUCUCAGGUUGAGGCUAACGAAUUCGCAAGCAAGCUUUUCUAG
Molecule: messenger RNA, 1209 nt
Organism: Arabis nemorensis
Lineage: Eukaryota; Viridiplantae; Streptophyta; Magnoliopsida; Brassicales; Brassicaceae
Source: the annotation of a GenBank genome assembly